GCGGGGCCGGGCGGCGGCGGGCGGCAGCGGAGCGGCGGCAGCGGUAGCGCCAUGGCGGAGGCGCAGGACGGGCCCGGGCGGCGCGGCAAGAGGCCGGGGGACGGGGAGGAGGAGCCGGGCGAGGAGGAGCGGGCCGGGCGGCGGCGGCGGAGCUUCCAGCCGGCGGCGGAGUCCCGGGGAGCCACGGUCCUGCACGAUACCAUCAGCACCCGCCCGCAGCCCCUGCCAGCGAGGCACUUUGACACCAAGACAACAGAGCCCGUCAGCUUCUUCUUGUCUGGCCUGGAGGAGCUGCUGUCCUGGCAGCCCGAUGGCAACGACGACUUCAACAUCUGCGCUGUGCAGCUGGCCAAGCGCCAGCCCCCGCUCCACAGCAAGAGGCCCCGGACACUGGUGUGCCACGACAUGCGUGGCGGGUACCUGGAGGACAGGUUCAUCCAGGGUUCAGCCACACGCAACCCCUACGUCUUCUACCACUGGCGGUACAUCGACAUCUUCGUCUACUUCAGCCACCGCACUGUCACUAUCCCACCCGUGUGCUGGACCAACGCGGCGCACCGGAAUGGCGUCCUGGUGCUGGGCACGUUCAUCACGGAGUGGACGGAUGGGGAGAAGCUGUGCGAGUCCUUCCUGGCUGGCGGGGAAGAGGCAUUCCGUGCCGUGAGCGAGCAGCUGGCGCGCAUUGCCCAGCACUACCGCUUUGAUGGCUGGCUGGUCAACAUGGAGAACACGCUGAGUGCGGCAGCGGUGAAGAACCUGCCCCCCUUCCUGCGGCACUUGACCGCACAGGUUCACAGUGCCGUGCCUGGGGGCCUGGUGAUCUGGUAUGACAGUGUCCUGCAGAAUGGCACGCUGAAGUGGCAGAAUGAGCUGAACCAGGACAAUAGGGUGUUCUUUGAUGCUUGUGAUGGGCUGUUCACCAACUACAACUGGAAGGAAGAGCACCUGGAGCGCACGCGUGCGCUGGCCGGCCCGCGCCAAACUGAUGUCUAUGUUGGCAUCGAUGUCUUCGCCCGUGGUGAUGUGAUCAGUGGUGGCUUUGACACCAACAAGUCGCUGCGCCUGAUCCGCCAGCACGGCCUCUCCGCUGCUGUCUUCGCUCCCGGCUGGGUCUACGAGCACCUGGGCGAGGAAAACUUCCUGCGCAAUGAGAACAAGUUCUGGGGCUUGCUGGCUGAGUACCUGCUCACACAUAGCGUCUGCACUCUGCCCCUCGCCACCUCCUUCAGCCUGGGCAUGGGCACCAGCAGGUUCCUGGAUGGGAAGGUGGAAGAGGCCGGGCCCUGGUAUGACCUGAGUGCACAGGAGAUCCAGCCCCUCUACCCGGAGCAGGAAGGCAGGCUGAGCACAAGCUGCUGCCUGCAGGAUGCCUGGUGUGGUGGCAGCUCUCUGAGGCUGCAGGGGAUCAUCCCUGCCGGCGAGGAGCAUGUGGCCAUCCGCCUUUUCUCUUUGCAGAUGCCGGCGCCCCCCAAGCUCUUCCUGACCUUGCUCUACAAGCUGGAGGGGCCGCACACCGAGUUUACUGUUGCGCUGGAGCUCACCACCUGGGACUCGGGGACCUGCUAUGAGGGCAAUGUCACCUCCCUGCCCGAGCCCAGCGGCCGUCAUCACCCCCGGUUCCUCUCGGCACCACCGCCCGGCCUCGCCAAGCUGCUUGCCUCCUGCAACAGUGGCUCCCAUGGCUGGACCAGCCGGUGCUAUGAGCUGGAUCUUCACGACUGCAGCCUGCGCGACCUCUCCCUGCUCGUGUCCCGCCAGCAGCCCAGCCCACAGGAGAUGCCCUUCUCCUGCCUCCUCGGGGAGGUCCGGGUGCUGGAUGCGGCCAGCGUGGCGGCCGCCCCGCCGCAGAUACAGAGCCUGUUGGCCUCGCAGCUCUGGUGGCAGGAGGGCCCCACGGCGGAGCAGCUCUCGCUCAGCCUCACCCUGCGCUGGACCUUCCCGCCCGGCCAGGCCAGCUGGUUCCGAGUCUUCAGCCAGGGCGCCCGCUGCCGCCAGGGCCAGACGGCGCCGCAGCUCCUGGGGCUGGCGCACGCCUGCCUGUACCGCGCCGUGGGGCUGGCGGUGCCGCGGCCGGCGGCCGGGCAGUCCUGCCGCCUGGAGCUGCUGGUGGAGCCGGUGCUGCGCAACGAGCUGCCCGUGGACCCGCAGCUCUGGGGGCGGCUGGUGUUGAUCUACUCUGCACCAGCCACGGGCACCAGCAGAGACGGGCAUUAAAAGCAAACGUGGUGCGGCGCCAUGUCUGUGUCUCCUCUGUGCUGGUGGGGUGGCUGUGGGCUCAGCGGGUUGAGGCUGCAUCUCAUAGAACCGUGGAACGGCUUAGGUCAGAAAGGACCUCGAGAU
Pezoporus flaviventris is the source of this 2340-nucleotide messenger RNA. RefSeq names its product endo-beta-N-acetylglucosaminidase (gene ENGASE). Gene Ontology annotation, biological process: protein deglycosylation. NCBI's taxonomy places the organism in Eukaryota, Metazoa, Chordata, Aves, Psittaciformes, Psittacidae. Gene Ontology annotation, cellular component: cytoplasm. Gene Ontology annotation, molecular function: mannosyl-glycoprotein endo-beta-N-acetylglucosaminidase activity. The record is from RefSeq and is a predicted model, not a curated record. The transcript is spliced from 14 exons. Bases 52 to 2214 code for a protein of 720 amino acids.